AUGGUCACUCGGGAUCGAGCUGAGAAUAGGGACGGCCCCAAGAUGCUGAAGCCGUUGGUGGAGAAGCGGCGCCGGGACCGCAUCAACCGCAGCCUGGAAGAGCUGCGGCUUCUACUGCUGGAGAGGACCAGGGACCAGAACCUACGGAACCCGAAGCUGGAGAAAGCGGAGAUUCUGGAGUUCGCCGUGGGCUACUUGAGGGAGCGAAGCCGGGUGGAGCCCCCGGCGCCGGCUGCACCAGGGGCUCCCCGGUCCCCAGGCCAGGACGCCGAGGCGCUCGCCAGCUGCUACUUGUCCGGUUUCCGCGAGUGCCUGCUUCGCUUGGCGGCCUUUGCGCACGACGCCAGCCCGGCCGCCCGCUCCCAGCUUUUCUCCGUGCUACACGGCUACAGGCGCCCCAAACCGCCCAGGCCAGAGGCCGUAGAUCCAGGGCUCCCAGCGCCGCGCCCACCGCUGGACCCUGCUGCACCCAUCCUUGGCCCCGCGCUGCACCAGCGCCCCCAAGUGCACCAGGGCGCCCCUAGUCCCCGCUGCGCUUGGUCCCCAUCCCACUGCUCCCCUCGCGCCGGGGAUGCCGGCGCGCCGGCGCCCCUCACCGGACUGCUGCCGCCGCCGCCGCCGCCUUACAGACAAGACGGGGCGCCCAAGGUCCCGCCACUCCCACCGCCCGCCUUUUGGAGACCUUGGCCCUGA
This is a messenger RNA of Arvicola amphibius (Eurasian water vole), 693 nucleotides long. RefSeq names its product hes family bHLH transcription factor 7 (gene Hes7). Gene Ontology annotation, molecular function: DNA-binding transcription factor activity, RNA polymerase II-specific; RNA polymerase II cis-regulatory region sequence-specific DNA binding; protein dimerization activity. The transcript is spliced from 4 exons. Gene Ontology annotation, cellular component: nucleus. Gene Ontology annotation, biological process: regulation of neurogenesis; regulation of transcription by RNA polymerase II; anterior/posterior pattern specification. The record is from RefSeq and is a predicted model, not a curated record. The coding region runs from base 1 to 693 and encodes 230 amino acids. Lineage: Eukaryota; Metazoa; Chordata; Mammalia; Rodentia; Cricetidae.